Polypterus senegalus (gray bichir) is the source of this 457-nucleotide messenger RNA. RefSeq names its product GMP synthase [glutamine-hydrolyzing]-like. The record is from RefSeq and is a predicted model, not a curated record. Gene Ontology annotation, biological process: GMP biosynthetic process. Lineage: Eukaryota; Metazoa; Chordata; Cladistia; Polypteriformes; Polypteridae. Gene Ontology annotation, cellular component: cytosol. The coding region runs from base 19 to 270 and encodes 83 amino acids. The transcript has 2 exons. Gene Ontology annotation, molecular function: ATP binding; GMP synthase (glutamine-hydrolyzing) activity; GMP synthase activity.
UCUAGCAAAAUUAGUCAAAUGCCUGUUAUUCUGACCCCUCUACAUUUUGACCGGGAUCCACUGCAAAAACAGCCUUCCUGCCGAAGAUCUGUUGUUAUCCGAACCUUUAUCACUAGUGAUUUUAUGACAGGCAUUCCAGCAACUCCAGGGAACCAAAUACCAGAAGAGGUCCUGUUAAAAAUGGUAAAUGAAAUUAUGAAGAUCCCUGGCAUCUCUAGAGUGAUGUAUGACCUUACAUCUAAACCUCCUGGAACUACAGAGUGGGAAUAAGCUACAAAUUUUAGUAGCAAACAAGAACUGUACGUACUGUCCAAAUAACCCAAGAACAACAUUCCUAUUGUUGACAUGCAGUACUGUGACAGAUGCGUGACUAGAGCUGCUACAUUGCACCUUUUAUCCCCACCAAAUAUAGUUUGUGGUGAUUGGUGUGUACCCUAAAAGGAUGACAACUGUGGGG